This is a messenger RNA of Hemiscyllium ocellatum (epaulette shark), 4248 nucleotides long. Its product is annotated as cytosolic purine 5'-nucleotidase-like. Lineage: Eukaryota; Metazoa; Chordata; Chondrichthyes; Orectolobiformes; Hemiscylliidae. Bases 1460 to 2914 code for a protein of 484 amino acids. The transcript is spliced from 18 exons. The record is from RefSeq and is a predicted model, not a curated record. Gene Ontology annotation, molecular function: 5'-nucleotidase activity.
GUCGCGACGGCUGACUGGCCGCAUCCGGAUUGUUCCGGAAUGAGCUGCGCCCGCGUGCGACAGGACACCGCGAGCAGCGACCUAACCGAAAUAAUCUGCUCCCCGCCAGCGCCCCCACCCCCUCCCAGUCCUUUCGGCUUCCCUUCCUCCCGCCGAGCCUCGAUGACCGGCACAACCGGACUCACCAAUUCAAACGACUCGAAGCGAGGAUUCAGCCGGGAGUUGGAGCCGGCCAGGGCCCAGCCACGCUCUCAGCUCAGGAACCCGACCGAGGGUGGAAGUGCGGGCGCCUCACGCAACUCGGGCUAGCUUGCCCUUCCCUCGUCGUCCCCUCCCGCCGCUUCCAAUCCCGCCAAUAUUUCCUCAGCGCCGAAAGUGAGUAUCAGAGUCGAUCAGAAACUCUCUCUCCCGGCCACCAGCUGUCCGCCAUCUAACGCGAGCGCCCGCCUCGUUGCCUUUUGUAGGCGUCCUGACGUGUCGGAGAGCCGGCCCACCUACCCCACCACCCGGAUGCUAGACGACGCUUUUUAGCCCAGAUUCAUCAGAGGAGGAGCAAGAGAGCACUUUCUUCCAUCGCCUCCUGCACUCCAAGUGCCCCUGUCCACUCAUCACGAGGGAAUCGUCUGCAAGGGUCAAAGUUUCAUCCUUUGAGGCAACCUCUUGUUUCUGAGGUCUGUGACCACUUCUCCAAGACAUGGCCCUCAAGCAGGUUGCAGAAACACCCAACUCUCACGACUAUCCUCUCUCUCUCUCAAAUUUGGCACAUGACGUGCCCAGACUCAAACAAUCAGGGCUUGAUUCCAGUCGGGAAGUGGGAUGAGAUGAGACUGGAGCAGAGGUGUCUCCUUGGAUCAGGUCAACUACACCAAUUCGAUCCCAUUUCAUGGUAACUUAGUGAGGAAUACAGUAAAAUACAGUGAAAAUCUUUUCCAGUGUUGCCACGAUCCUGUGCCAUUUUGAAUCGUUUUCAGGAAAAGAUAGAAAGAUGUAGCUAAAAUAGAGUUCAUCAAUCCUGAGCCAGCUCAUCAUCAGUGAUGCCUGCACCACCAUCCCUUGCCCACAACCUUGCUGCCAUCUCCACUGGAAUCAUCCAAUAUCAAAGUCGUCAUUCUUCAGGUGCCAUCUUACGCCGCUGAGCCAAUUUGGUCUUGCUGCAGCCUGUACCGGAACUAACCAACCACAAAGUCGCCGAUCCUCAGAGGCCAUCUCUCAAUGCUGGGCCUCCCUCACUGACGAUGUCUCUGUCAAUGUAGCAGCCGUCCAUUCCAAUGCCAAGUCAAUGUGCGUAUUCCAAAAAAGUACAUAGGGGCUCACUCACCUCUGCCAUGAGGUCCAUGCUGGGCUCACUCGGUCUGUGCUGAGUCCACUCACCACCACCAAUCCUGUCCAAACUCAGGACAAGAGGGUGUUUGUGAACAGGAGCUUGGCGCUUGAAAAGAUUAAAUGUUUCGGCUUUGACAUGGACUACUCUCUGGCAGUAUACAGGUCUCCUGAAUAUGAAGAGCUUGGCUUUCAGCUGAUGAUAAAUCACUUGGUUUCAAAGGGAUAUCCACAGGAGUUGCUUCUCUACACAUAUGAUCCCACUUUUCCAACCAGAGGGCUCAUGAUUGAUACUCGACAUGGAAAUCUUCUGAAAGUGGACUCUCAUGGCAACAUCUUGGUGUGUGCUCAUGGCUUCAGGUUCCUUAAGGGAGCAGAGAUUCUUGAGCAGUACUCCAACAAAUUUAUCCAAAGAGAUGACACGGAACGCUUUUACAUUCUCAAUACCCUCUUUCACCUUGCUGAAACCUACCUGUAUGCCUGUUUAGUGGAUUUCUUCAUCAAGUGUUCCAAAUACACCAGCUGUGAGACUGGCUUUAAACGUGGUGACCUCUUCAUAUCAUAUCGGAACAUGUUCCAGGAUGUGCGAGACACAGUGGAUUUCAUUCAUGAUUCUGGGACUUUGAAGAAGAAAACUCUCGGAAACCUGGAAAAGUAUGUGAUGAAGGAUCCUCGGUUGCCCGUGCUCCUCAGCCGAAUGAAAGAAGUGGGAAAAAUUUUCCUUGCCACCAACAGUGAUUACUCCUAUACAGACGCAAUAAUGAAAUAUUUGUUUGAUUCCCCGCAUGGGCCAAAGUCUGGUACAUUGCAUGUCUCCUGGCAUUCCUACUUUGACCUGAUUUUAGUCGAUGCAAGGAAACCUCUAUUCUUUGGAGAAGGAACCAUUCUCAGACUAGUUGACACUGAAUCUGGAAAGCUUCGAAUUGGCACUUACACAGGCCCUUUGCAAAAUGGUAUUGUUUAUUCUGGAGGGUCUUCAGAUAUGAUCUGCGACCUUUUGGGGGUAAAGGGCAAAGAGAUUUUGUACAUUGGAAAUCACAUUUUUGGUGACAUCCUCAAAUCCAAGAAGCGGCAGGGUUGGAGAACAUUCCUGGUUGUGCCUGAACUGGCACAUGAGCUGCAGGUCUGGACAGAGAAGAGCAGACUUUUCGAAGAACUUAGGAACCUUGAUAUGUUUGUGGCAAAUAUUUACAAGAAUCUGGACAGUAGCAGCAAUGAACGUCCUGAUAUCACCUUAAUUCGGAGACAAAUAAAAGCAGUUACCCAUGAGAUGGAUAUGUGCUAUGGAAAGAUGGGAAGUUUAUUAAGAUGUGGCUCCAGACAAACACUAUUUGCUAGUCAGCUGAUGCGUUAUGCUGACCUGUAUGCUGCCUCGUGUAUAAAUCUUCUGUAUUACCCUUUCAGCUACCUAUUCCGAGCACCACCUGUUCUGAUGCCUCAUGAGUCAACAGUUGAACAUGCUUCACAGGACAUGAGCUGCAUGGAAUCUUUCCUAUUCAAUCAAAUGAACAAACUUGAACUAACCAAUGGGAACCACCAGGCUUCUUGGAAAAAUGAUGAAACUGACACAAGCAUGGAAGAGGAAGAGAAGUGAACAAAUUGCAAGAUCCUUACAGUGGUAAUGAAUCAAUCCUUUGGCUUUUGGGAAACGUUCCCUGCAAUAUAUCCACUGACAACAAUUACACAGUGACCCUCAGGAAUGUUUGUGACCCAGUGAGAACAUUGAUCUUCAACUUUGUUCACAGGUGAUAACUCACUGUGGCUGUGUGAUCAAUCAUGAUCUGUGUGUGUUCACUUUUCAAACAUCAACUGACCAGAGUACUGUUCCUUGAGGCUGCACAUUGCCAGUAAUGGCCAGAAUAAUGGUGCCAACAAACUUUAAAGAAAACAUUUACUGAAACAUUAGAAUUGAGGUAGGGUUCAAAGAAUAGAACAAUUCAGUCUGUAUGAUGUACACACAUUAGUUUAUAUAGACCUCAUAACGUUGUGACUGAGUAUCUCAGGAGAUGUCUGUCAUUUACAACUUGUUGUACUGUUUCAUACUCCUGCACCUGAAUAUUUUCCCUUUGAAAUAUUUCAAAUCUUCUCCAGAGAGAUAAUAAAUGAUGCUGUUCAGUUCAGGUGAAGAGCUGAUCGUAAACAUGUACUUCCCUUGACAUCAAAGCACAUGACUGGAAAAUCUGCUACAUUAUGGAAGAUCUUCAAGACACAGAUGUAGCAGAAAAGAAAAUGAAGGAGGACAUGCCAAUUUUGAUGAAAAAGAAAGGAAAUGCAGUGUGAAAAUUCCUUUAGAGUGUAUUAUCCCUUUUCUGGAAUCUCACUUGUACUGGAUAUUUAGACAAUAUAUUUUUCCUCGGAGGAAGUGAGGACCACAGAUGCUGGAGAUCAGAGUUGAGUGUGGUGCUUGAAAAGCACAGCAGGUCAGGCAGCACCCGAGGAGGAGAAUCGACGUUUCAAGCAAGACCCCUUCCUCCCUCUCCUUCCAAGAAGCCUGAAAUUAUUGAUUUCCAAAAGUUCAAAAAAAUGUACGUGGAUGUGAUUAAACAGAUCAUAUUCAAAUUGCAAUAUCUGAAAACAUCUUGCAGCAGAAAGGGUUUGGGCUAAAGAUUUGAGUUGAGGUAUUCAGAUAUGAAAUUUCGGAUCAUGUAAACCAAACACUCAGAUCUGCUGGUAUUAACUGCUACUGCCAGUCUGCCACUGAAGAUUGAAGCACAGUUGAAGCAGACAGCUGUACAUGAACUUACUUUCUCGUAAACAUUUUCUGUCAAUUGAGUUCAUGAAAUGGCUUCCUCUGAAAAGUCAUUUCACUGACAGCCCUUCAUUAUAAAAUUUGAAAAUAAUGUACAGGAUUGAAUAUGUUACCCAGCAUAAAAUUUCUCAUUUAUUCAGGCAACAAAAUUCCAAAGAAAUGUUUCUGAGAAAAAUCAG